AAAAGUACAUUGAGGUUUGUGACGUUUCGAAGUGCGCGUGCUGUGCUAUUUCACGAAUCUUUUGUCGGCGUAAUAUAUUUUAAAAUGUAGACUCUGGAUUCACUUUGUAUAUUAGUAGAACGUUAAAUAAAUAUCAAUAACAUUUAAAACUAGCCGAUGUGUAAAUCAUCCAAAAUGGUUUCGGGCAGCACGCGUGUCAUACAAGUCUCCAACAUCGCGCCUCAAGCUACCAAGGAUCAAAUGCAGACGUUAUUCGGUUACUUGGGUAAAAUAGAUGAUAUAAGAUUGUAUCCGACUAUUCGAGAUGUCUCCUGCCCGGUUCAGUCUAGAAUAUGUUACGUGAAAUAUUAUGAUUCGGCUACCGUCAAUGUAGCCCAACAUAUGACGAACACAGUGUUCAUCGACCGCGCACUAAUAGUGAUUCCUAUGCAGUCUGGCGAGAUUCCUGACGAACAUAGGGCUCUGGAGAUGUCAAGCAAUGGUACCCUAGUCCCAGGUCUCAGUACGGUGGAACCGCGACUUCCGGCUCAUGUCAUCAACACAUUAGAAGGUGUCCCGCCAAGUCAAGUGAUACAAACUCAUGAUCCUAAAAUGGUAUCCAUGGGAUUACCGCCUUAUCCACCACUUUCUGCAACCCAUGACUCAAGAAAGAUUGAAGAAAUUCGGAGAACUGUUUUGGUGGGCGAUGUAGGGGCCGUGACACACCAACAGUUACUAGAUCACUUUGGAAUGGCAGGCGAAGUUAAGUACCUGCGAUUCUGUGAGCGUGACGCAGACAAACAGAAAUAUGUCCUAAUAGAAAUGUCUGAACAAGAAAGUGUUUUAAAAGCUUUGCAGCUUAAUGGUUCUACAAUUGAAGGUCAAACUAUACGGGUGCUCCAUGCAACCCAAUCCAUAUCCAAACCCCAGACCAAGAGCAAUGAGGCUGCUCAGCGUGAGAUUGAAGAAGCAAUGUGCAGGGUGAAGGAAGCUCAGAACCUGAUCUCUGCAGCCAUAGAUCCAGUCAUUGGGCUUCUUUCUAAAGAUAAACGGAGGACUCGAUCCCGGUCCCGGUCCCGGCGGCGCUCUCGGUCGCGGUCCCGGCGCUCGCGGUCGCGGCACCGCGGCAAGCGCUCCCGCUCGCGCUCGCGCCACCGCGCCCGCCGCUCGCGCUCCCGCCACCGACACCGCUCCAGGUCACGCUCCCACCACCGUGGACGACGCUCACGCUCUCGCUCGCGCCACCGUAGCUCGCGCUCGAAACGCGACCGCUCCCGCGACAGGAAAGAUAAGAAAGAUUCCAGUGAAAAGGAGAAAAAGGAGAAAUCCAAAUCCCCAGCGCCUCCCAAAGAUGUCGAAGAAAAAGAGGAAAAUAAGGAGGAAGUCGAAACGAACGGGAAUGGUUCGGAAGUUAAAUCGAAAGCGUCCACUCCCGCCGACGAUAAACCGGAACCGGAGAAGGAGCGCAGCCCUUCUAAGAGGGAUCGGUCCCGGUCCAAGGACAGGAAGCGCGACCGCUCCCGCUCUCGUCGCCGCUCCGGCUCUCGCUCGCGCAGGAAGCGCUCCCGCUCGCGGCGUCGCUCCCGCUCCAGGAAGCGAUCGCGCUCUAGGGAAAGAAAGCGGUCAAGGUCACGCAAGCGCUCUCGCUCGCGCGACAGGAAGAGAUCUAGAUCCCGGGACCGCAAACGCACUCGGUCCCGCGACAGGAAGCGGUCCCGGUCCCGCGACCGCAAGCGCUCGCGGUCGGGCAGCCGGCGCAGCCGCUCGCACCGCGACUCCAAGACGCCGCACGACCGCCGCUCGCGCGAGCGCAGCCCCAACCUCAGCACCAUCGAGGAGCGCGACGUCUCCGUCGUGGACAAGGCCCCCGACAUCGCGGAGGACAAACACUCGCCUGACAACAUGGACAUUUCGAAUUCUCCAUAAUUUACACGAUUUUUUUUUCAAAUCGAGAUGGCCUCGAAAGAGUUAUUUCUAUAAGUGAGGUUUUAAGUUCUAUGAAUUGUGAUUGGACAUUUUUUCUUGUCUUAUAAGCGUAAAUAAAUAAAUAGCAAUUA
This is a messenger RNA of Leguminivora glycinivorella, 2036 nucleotides long. RefSeq names its product probable splicing factor, arginine/serine-rich 7 (gene Srp54). NCBI's taxonomy places the organism in Eukaryota, Metazoa, Arthropoda, Insecta, Lepidoptera, Tortricidae. Gene Ontology annotation, cellular component: nucleoplasm. The transcript has 4 exons. Bases 157 to 1905 code for a protein of 582 amino acids. The record is from RefSeq and is a predicted model, not a curated record. Gene Ontology annotation, molecular function: RNA binding.